GGGCCGGGAGGAAGCACGCGCCGGGCUGCAGAGGGCCGCCGUGGCACUUCUGAGAGUUGCUGCUGCUUCCAAGGGUACUGAGAAGUCCUGGAGAGACGCACCUACAGUCGAGACGAUGGGAACUGUAGUUCAGGACUUUGUUUCGCACCAACUGGUGUUGUUACAGGAAGAAAGAGAGGCCGAGAUAUCGGAAGCCAGGGUGUGGCAGGAAAGUAUCUCCUUGAAAGAACUGCAGCGCAGAGGAGUCUGCUUGCUGAAGCUUGAAAUAGCCAGUCAGAGAACUGGGUUGUAUGGCCAACUGCUUGUAACUUUCCAGCCUAGAAAGCAUGGCUCGGAACUUUCAGAGCUGCCUUGUAACCGUUUUGGGCCUGGUGACAUUGUGGGGCUAUAUGAAAUGGAUGGCCAAAAGGAUCAACUGGCCACAGGAAUUGUCACCCGCAUGGCCCCCAAGUUAAUUACAAUUGCAGUUGAUGAGCCCCAUAAUAGCCCUGUGAGCCUGGACCAAGAGAAUUCUUAUCGUCUGCUGAAACUUACCAAUGAUGUUACGUAUAAGAGACUUAAAAGGGCUUUAAACACACUCAGUCAGUAUCACUCUGGCCCAUCAUCUGGUCUUAUUGAUGUCCUCUUUGGUACUUCUGAACCUAGUGACUCCAGUGAUACAAGGCUACUGAAGUUCUACAAUGAAUCACUGGAUGCCUCCCAGAAGGAGGCUGUUCAGUUUUCAUUGGCACAGAAGGAGCUUUCUAUCAUCCAUGGACCACCUGGAACAGGCAAAACAACAACUGUGGUCGAAAUAAUACUCCAAGCUGUGCAGCAAGGCCUGAAAGUCCUGUGCUGUGCUCCAUCUAACAUUGCUGUGGACAACUUGGUUGAAAAACUUGCUGGCCAUAAGGAGCGGAUACUACGCCUUGGUCACCCAGCUCGCCUUCUGGAGUCAAUACAGCACCAUUCCCUGGAUGCAGUCUUGGCACGUGGGGAUAAUGCCCAGAUUGUAGCAGAUAUCAGAAAGGAGAUAGACCAAGCAUUUGCAAAAACAAAAAAGACCCAUGACAAAGGAGAGAGAAGCCAUUUUCUAAAUGAGAUUAAGACGCUGAGGAAAGAACUGAAGGAGCGAGAGGAAAUCGCUAUGUCUGAAAUCCUGACACGGGCUAAUGUUAUUCUUGCAACAAACACAGGAGCCUCUUCUGAUGGCCCUCUGAAGCUACUUCCUGAAAACCACUUUGAUCUGGUGGUUAUUGAUGAAUGUGCGCAAGCACUUGAAGCAAGCUGCUGGAUCCCUCUGCUGAAGGCCAGAAAGUGUAUCCUGGCUGGAGAUCACAAACAGCUGCCUCCCACAGUCAUCUCUUACAAAGCUGCUGCUAAGGGACUUUCUCUCAGCUUAAUGGAACGUCUGAUUCAGAAAUACGGCGAUCGUGUUGUGAAGAUGCUCACCGUGCAGUAUCGCAUGCACCAGGCCAUAAUGCACUGGGCUUCCACUGAGAUGUAUGACGGCCGCCUCUCAGCUCACCGCUCUGUCGCGCAACGUUUACUGAAGGAUCUGCCUGGAGUGGCUUCUACUGAAGAAACUAGUAUUCCAUUGCUACUUAUAGAUACAGCUGGCUGUGGCUUAUUUGAACUUGAAGUGGAAGAUGAACAGUCUAAAGGGAAUGAAGGUGAAGUGCGUCUUGUCAGCUUGCACAUACAGGCUCUGGUAGGAGCUGGUGUGAAAGCAAGAGACAUUGCUGUCAUUGCUCCUUACAAUCUCCAGGUGGACAUGCUAAGAGAACAUCUGAGUUGUAAAUACCCAGAGCUGGAGAUUAAAUCAGUGGAUGGAUUCCAGGGCAGAGAAAAGGAGGCUGUUGUCCUCUCAUUUGUAAGAUCUAAUAGAAAAGGUGAAGUGGGAUUCCUUGCAGAAGACCAGAGAAUAAACGUUGCAAUUACACGUGCCCGAUGCCAUGUGGCAGUGAUCUGUGACUCUCGAACCACGGGCAAUCAUAGUUUUUUAAAACGGCUGGUGGACUAUAUGAAUGAACAUGGAGAAGUGCGCACAGCUUUUGAAUAUCUGGAUGAUAUUGUGCCAGAAAACUAUUCUUACGGGAGCUCUCAAGGACUCACAGAACAUGGAAAGAGACCUAAAGUCAUUGUUCCACCUAUUCCAAAGGCUGAUGGUGAGAAACCAAAAGAAAAGUCAGUAAAGCAGACUGUUCAGAGACCAGUAGAAAGUUCUGCGCAGAGCACAGCCAGGGUUACAACACAAGAAAUGAGGGUGAAAGAAAAUGAACAUAAAGCAAGGAUACUGGACUUUCUGAAAAGCAGUGCUACACAGCUGGAUUUCCCAUCAUCAUUAAAUGCUCAUGACAGGUUGCUUGUCCACCAGUGGGCUGAGGAAUAUGGGCUGCAGCAUGUAAGCACAGGGGAAGGUAAAGAGAGGUACAUAAGUAUUUGCAAGAGAGUGGCUGCCACGAGUUUACCUCAGGGAGUUGGUGAGACCCAUGAACAACAGCUACCUUGCUGUUCCCAAAGUCCCCCAAAAGAAAUUCCUUCCCAUGAGAAAAGGAACAGCAGUAGUGUGGGGAAGGUGGAUCUGAAAAUAUUGCAUGUGGAACAUAUGCAAAGAGAGAAGGACAAGCGACAGGCAAGAGCAAAACUAAAUCAAGAACUGAAUGCAAAUCUUCAGGAAAUUGCUGGAAGGAAACUCACAAAUGAAGCCAAAGGGAAAGCUGCUAUUAAAACAAAAGUGGAAAAUAUAACAGAGGAAGACUUUGAUGCUUUGAUUUCUGCUGCAAUGAAAGCUGACAACACGUGUGGUUUCCCAAGGUGCAAAGCCAGCGUCAUGACCCUGGGGCAGCUCUGUCUGCACUGCAACAAACGCUACUGUCUCAGCCACCACAUCCCUGAGAUUCAUGGGUGUGCAGAGAAGGCCAAAGCACAUGCCCGGCAGAGAAUCAGCAGGGAAGGCAUUCUGUAUGCUGGAAGUGGAGUGAAAGACAGGUCUGUAGACCCAGCCAAAAGAGCUCACCUCCAGAGGCGCCUGGACAAGAAACUAAGUGAACUGACAAACCAGAGAAAGAGCAAAAAGAAAGACAAAGAAAAAUGAGAGGAUUCCCCUUCAAAAGGCACAAUUCCAGCCAGCCUGCCCUUGAGGCACCGUCUUAAAGCAGCAUGCUCGAGCUGCAGCCAAUAAAGCCCUACAGCCUUCAGGCUCUUUUUUUUUAUAGUCAGUCAUGUGCUUCUCCAUAGCCUGCAGAAAAGGCUGGUCAGCCUGACGUAAUUGCACCUUUCAAACUGUACUCAUGUUGUAUGUACUUGGUUCUCCAAAAAUGGGUUUAGAGCAGUCAUGUCAAAUCUAUACAGCCUUCAAUAGGAAGGUGGGAUGCUUGUGUUUGGAAUAAUUAUCUUUAUCAGCAAGGUAAUAAAUGUACACAGAGUGGGUGGUUUUACAAUAAAAAAUAUUAUAGCAAAUGACUUGAGCAAUAAAUUGUCAAUUUGAUGUUGUAUGGCAGGGGUGGCCAACGGUAGCUCUCCAGAUGUUUUUGCCUACAGCUCCCAUCAGCCCCAGCCAUUGGCCAUGCUGGCUGGAGCUGAUGGGAGUUGUAGGCAAAAAACAUCUGGAGAGCUAGCCUUGGCCACUCCUGUUGCAUGGUGAUAUUAAUAAUCAUUGACCUUGCGCAAAAAGCCCUCUUCUAAUUAUAGCGUGGGAGCAACUGAAACAGCAGAACUGCAUUAAUUUUGGGGAAAACUGGAUCCAAUUCAGCAUGACCUAGGUGACUCCCUGGGUGAAAGGAAUGUAAGUAGCAGUUUCAUUUCUCAUGCCUGGAAACUUGUUGAAUAGCCAGACAGCUGAAUAAAUUGAAGUUUUCUAGAACA
Heteronotia binoei (common prickly gecko) is the source of this 3846-nucleotide messenger RNA. It is a transcript of the gene IGHMBP2, whose product is annotated as immunoglobulin mu DNA binding protein 2. NCBI's taxonomy places the organism in Eukaryota, Metazoa, Chordata, Lepidosauria, Squamata, Gekkonidae. The coding region runs from base 116 to 3076 and encodes 986 amino acids. The record is from RefSeq and is a predicted model, not a curated record. Gene Ontology annotation, molecular function: ATP binding; zinc ion binding; RNA binding. The transcript has 15 exons.